CUUACGUUAACCCUCCCGCCUAGUUAAUCUAGCCAAUAGCAACAUCUCUUACUGAAACACGUCUUUUGCCGCUAAAACCAAACUCUAGUUUUGUCUUGUCGAGGUGCCCAUUCGUGUAGACAGUAGCGACAAGAAGGUUCAGAAUCGGUGUGGCUCCUGUCAGUAGCUGAAAAUGGGAAUCUCUGGACUGCUGCAGUUCAUCAAAGAUGCAGCAGAGCCCGUCAAUGUGAAAAAAUACAAAGGCCAGACGGUGGCAGUGGACACCUAUUGUUGGCUGCAUAAAGGAGCUUUCUCGUGUGCUGAGAAGCUUGCUAAAGGAGAGCCAACUGAGCAGUACGUGUGUUACUGCAUGAAAUUUGUGGACAUGCUCUUGACCUUCAGUGUUAAGCCCAUUCUGGUGUUUGAUGGAUGCAAUCUGCCUUCAAAGCAAGAGGUGGAAAAGGCUCGCAGAGAACGCAGAGAAGCCAACCUUCAAAAAGGCAGACAGCUGCUGCGUGAGGGCAAACUGUCAGAGGCCAGAGAGUGUUUUAACCGCUGCAUUAACAUCACCCCAGCUAUGGCUCAUAACCUGAUCAAGGCUGCAAGGGCGAGAGGUGUGGACUGUGUUGUGGCUCCCUAUGAAGCCGAUGCUCAGUUGGCUUACCUCACUAAAUCUGGUUUGGCCCAGGCUGUCAUCACAGAGGACUCUGACUUGCUGGCGUUUGGCUGCAAAAAGGUGAUUCUUAAGAUGGACAAGCAGGGCAACGGCCUGGAGAUAGACCAAAGCAACCUGGGUCGCUGUCGUUCCUUGGGGAACAUUUUCACAGAGGAGAAGUUUCGCUACAUGUGCAUCCUCUCUGGCUGCGACUACCUGCCCUCUCUGCAUGGCAUUGGCCUGGGCAAGGCCUGCAAGCUGCUGCGGCUUGCCAAAGACCCUGAUAUCCUGAAGGUGAUCAGAAAGAUGGGCCAGUACCUGAAGAUGAGUCUAGUUGUACCUGAGCAGUACAUCGAGGGAUUUGUCAGAGCCAAUAACACCUUCCUCUACCAGCUGGUUUUUGAUCCUGUCAGGAGAAUGGUUGUACCCCUCAACCCAUACCCAGAGCACAUCGACCCAGCCACCCUGAGCUACGCUGGACUUCAUUUAGGAGAUGACAAAGGCUUGCAGAUGGCCCUGGGAAACCUCGACAUCAACACCAUGCAGAGGAUAGAUGACUUCAGCCCAGACAAACCCAUUUCACAGCAGUGCAAACCCCGCAGCCACAGCUGGAACGACUCACCGGCCUCCACAGGGCUUAGUAUCUGGAGCAGAGGCUUCACACCAGCCUCUGCUGGCCCUCCUCAGUCUCCAACCUCUCCAGACAGGCCUCCCUCCACUAGGGGGAAGGAGAGAGUCAUCAACCUGGAUGGCUUGAGGCUUCCCUGCAGAGAGCUGCAAGUGAAGAGGCUCAGAGAGGACUCAAGUAUAUCAGACCAGGAUGUGCUGCAGGAGUAUUCCUCAUCCACUCCAAAGCGCUCCAGGUCAGACCAACCAGCAGACAAGCCCACAGUAACAAGCCAGCCCCGGCCACGCAAUAGAUUUGCCACCAUCCUUCAGAGGAGGAACCAGGAAUCUGAGGAGGAUGGCCAGGUCACACGCAGCAGAUUCUUCAGCAGCUCCAGUUCAGCACCAAGUCGGAUCGCUGAGGAUUCUGCCCAGGAGGACCCCACAGCUGUCAGUCAGAGUCCCGAGAAUUCGUCACUCAGCACCCAGAACUAUGACAGCGAUAGUUCGGAUGCUCCGUCUGUGGAAACCCCUAAUCCAUCUCCAUCAUCUUGUACCACACCCUCCGGUUCGGCCAGUCGUGGACUCAGGCUGUUCCACUGGUCAGAUGGCUCCUCCUCAACUGAAAAGUCGACAACACCAGAGUCCACCUCAGGCUUGGCUGCACUGCGGCAGUUUCAGUACAAGAAGGAAAGUUUUCUCACUCCAUCAGAGAUCACCACACCUUCUGGGGAUUCGGUUUCUCCACAGCCCUCCUUCCAGGACAGAAAAUCAGAGGAUAAAGAUGACCUCUCAGACUCCCCUCCUUCUCAAGACAGCGCUUAUUUCUCCCAGUCACAGCCUGACCUCACUUCGUUCCAUAAAGAUGAAGUCCCCACCUCCAGCUUUCUCUCCUCCUACCAGGAGGCUGCUGCAUCUGAAAUUAAUUCAAGCAAAGAUUCAGAGAUAAAGCGGAGUCCCACACACUCACCAGAAAUAAAUAUGAAACCUGGUGUGCUGAGAACAAAGGUUUCAGGUCUACCAAAGCCACAGUCCAGCAGCCAGAGUCAAACGGCAAAAGUGCGAACACUGGGCCCAGCUAGGGUCAGCGGACUUAGGAAGAAGUCUGCGAGUCUGGGGAAGACAUUUCCUUCGGUCAAUAAUGAAAACAAUCCUGGUGUCCAGGCCACCAUCAGCAGCCUCUGGAAGAACUUCAGCUUCAAAAAGGAUACCCAGAAGAUUGCUCACUGUCAGAAAAAAGAGCCCAUGUCUCCUGUCAAAGACAACGUGCUGACCAGUUGACCUCCAGCAGAACGACUCUGCUCUGAAUGUUAAACUCAGUCUGAGCGCUCGGUGGAGUGAAGCUUUUAAACAGACCGUGUAUAUAUCUGUAUUUGCUGUAUAGUUUUAAAUAAAGAAACUG
Molecule: messenger RNA, 2642 nt
Organism: Archocentrus centrarchus (flier cichlid)
Lineage: Eukaryota; Metazoa; Chordata; Actinopteri; Cichliformes; Cichlidae
Gene: exo1
Product: exonuclease 1
Exons: 14
Coding region: 173-2521 (782 amino acids)
Biological process (GO): mismatch repair; DNA recombination
Cellular component (GO): nucleus
Molecular function (GO): protein binding; 5'-flap endonuclease activity; 5'-3' DNA exonuclease activity
Source: RefSeq, a predicted model, not a curated record